UUCAGCUCCGACGAGUGGCAAAAUGAAGGUGUGGGGAAAGCUAAUGAAGAAAUACAUAAAUCGACAAAAACAAACCGUCUUCUCCAUAUGACUCAUCUCUGCCUCUGGAUACUCUCUUGACGCAGAGAAUCUUCUCUCUGCUCUUCUUUCGAAGACAACGACGAAGAAAUCUCCUGGAAGUCGUGAAGAGGAAAAGUAUAACUGUUGCCUUCUUCAAUGCACUAAUCGAAGAAGCUGCUCCCUGUUUAGUCAAGUCACGCUUCACUCACUCAUGAUGCGAUUUCUCAACUGAUUAUUCCUCUGAAACAUCCGAAUCUCCGUGCGGUGACCUCUGAUUCGGCGUCGGAAUCUGGCUCCUCCUCGAUCUCAAUCAGCAAUGCCGGCGUUGGAUCGAAUUCUCUGAUUCCGGUAAUUUCCAAAAAUUUUAGCUCAGUCGAGGAACUUUUCCAAUCGCUUUGAAGAGAGCCGAAGAAAAUGUCUCAUUCAUGGGAUGGUCUCGGGGAGAUUGCGUCAGUGGCUCAGCUCACUGGGCUAGAUGCCGUCAAGCUGAUAGGGCUUAUAGUUAAAGCUGCAAACACUGCUUGGAUGCACAAGAAGAAUUGUCGCCAAUUCGCUCAACAUCUCAAACUCAUCGGGAAUUUGCUUGAACAGCUCAAGAUCUCUGAGAUGAAGAAGUAUCCAGAGACUCGAGAGCCUCUCGAAGGGCUCGAGGACGCUUUGAGGAGGUCUUACAUUCUCGUCAACAGUUGUCGUGACCGGAGCUAUCUCUACUUGUUGGCUAUGGGAUGGAACAUUGUUUACCAGUUCAGGAAAGCUCAGGACGAGAUUGAUCGUUUUCUUAAGAUCAUACCGCUCAUCACUUUGGUGGAUAACGCUCGAGUUAGGGAGAGGUUAGAAUAUAUUGAUCGUGAUCAGUUCGAGUACACCCUUGAUGAAGAGGAUAGACAUGUGCAAGAUGUUAUUCUGAAGCAAGAAUCUACCAGAGAAGCAGCAUCAGUGCUGAAGAAGACUCUCUCUUGCUCAUACCCUAAUUUGCGUUUCUGUGAUGCUCUCAAAACAGAAAACGAGAAACUGCAGCUCGAACUUCAGCGUUCGCAGGAGCAUUAUGAUGUGGCUCAGUGUGAAGUCAUUCAGCGUUUAAUUGGUGUUACACAAACUGCUGCUGCUGUUGAUGACUCUGAGAAGCAGCUGUCUAAGAAAGCUUCGAAGAAAAAUGAGCGUAGCUCAAGCAAUAAGACAGAAUAUUCCUAUGACGAAGAUUCUCCCAAGAAAAGCAGUAGUCGUGCACCUUCGAGAUCUACUUCUUCUGUUACAUCAGGGCAUGAUCUGCUUUCACGAAGAGCAUCACAGCACCAUGAAGAAUGGCAUACCGACUUACUGGCUUGUUGCUCGGAACCUUCUCUUUGCUUGAAGACAUUCUUUUUCCCGUGUGGUACUUUAGCCAAGAUUGCCACUGCAGCAACUAACAGGCACAUCUCUUCAGCUGAAGCAUGUAAUGAGCUAAUGGCAUAUUCUUUGAUACUUUCCUGUUGCUGCUACACUUGUUGUGUAAGGAGGAAACUCCGGAAAACACUGAACAUCACGGGAGGGUUCAUUGACGAUUUUCUAUCUCAUUUGAUGUGUUGUUGCUGUGCUCUUGUCCAAGAACUUCGAGAAGUUGAGAUUCGUGGGGCUUAUGGUACGGAGAAGACGAGAGUAAGCCCGCCUUCGUCGCAGUUCAUGGAACAUUGAAUCAUAUCCAAUUAUACUAAAAGGUGAACAAAACAAAGCUAUGUUGUCUCUCUGAAUAUGACACGAUAUUCUUCGUCAUACUACUUACUGUCUUUUGUUCUUAAGGCGUUGUCGUAUGUAAAUUAGUUUGGGAUUGCUUUCAAUAUUUCUCUGCAAUUGUGUUGUGCAUCAUAGACAACAGACUAACUAAUUCUCUUCUUUAACUUCUAUCAUAUGAUAGGGGUAUUACGUUUACGGGUUCCCAC
Messenger RNA from Eutrema salsugineum, 1976 nucleotides. RefSeq names its product protein MID1-COMPLEMENTING ACTIVITY 1. The record is from RefSeq and is a predicted model, not a curated record. Gene Ontology annotation, biological process: cell surface receptor signaling pathway. Lineage: Eukaryota; Viridiplantae; Streptophyta; Magnoliopsida; Brassicales; Brassicaceae. The coding region runs from base 475 to 1731 and encodes 418 amino acids. The transcript is spliced from 10 exons.